GCCCCGUGCGGACGUGUAUUGCCUCCGCCCGCGCCAGAUAGUGGUAUAAAAGUAUCAGUCGCCGGCAUCCACCCGGCAAAUCGAGCGUGGUUUUCCGCGACAUGUAGUGUUCUUGUUUCAAGCGCAAAACAAAGUCAAGUUGUCGGGAAAUACGCUGAUUUGAUUAGCAUCCUUUCUUCGUUUUUUUUUUCGGUGUGCGUAUCAGUUAUUGUUUGUUUUGGAUAGACGAUCGAACGGCGUUUCGGUGUGCAAUUCAUCUCCAGUGAGCGAAAGUGAUUCGAAGAGGAAGGAGAGUCAGUGAUGAUGGCUUACCGGCGAAGCAGCAAUAGCGCUGCUUUUACGUUCCUGGUUAUGGGAGCAAUCGGUUACAUGGUUAACACUGUGUACGGCGCGAUGUUCACCAACGGCAACGAAACCUCAACCGACGGGCUGUUGUACCCGGUUGAAUCUGAAACGCGUGAAGUGAAAACCCUGGAUGGCGUAUGGAAUCUAGUUCGCUCGAACAUCAACAAUCCCUCGCAAGGACUGCGCGAGAAGUGGUACAGUAAUGACCUGAGCAAGUUCAGGCCAACGCUCCAAAUGCCGGUGCCAAGUAGCUAUAACGAUGUCACUGAAGAUCCCGCUCUGCGAGAUCACGUUGGGACGGUGUGGUACGAUCGAAAAUUCUUCGUACCGAAGUCCUGGGACAGUAAAGACCAGCGGGUGUUUGUUAGAUUCGGUUCGGUGCAUUACGAUUCGAUUGUGUGGAUCAACGGGCAGCAAGUUGUGAAACACGAGUUCGGCCAUCUUCCAUUCGAGGCCGAGAUUUCCAGCGUGUUAAACUAUGGUGCCGAGAACCGCAUCACGGUAUUGUGCGAUAACGUUCUCCUCCAGGUGACGGUUCCCCAAGGUAAAGUGGCGAAUCAACCGGUGGAUGGUGGCGUUGAGAUAGUUCAAAGUUAUACCUUCGAUUUCUUCAACUACGCCGGUAUCCAUCGUUCCGUGAUGCUGUACACAGUGCCGCGAGUAUUUAUACAGGAUGUUGAGGUUAAUACCGAUCUGAUCGGUGACGAAGGUCACAUUUAUUAUAAGGUAAAAAGCAAUCUGAACUUUAGCAACGAUUUGCAAGUGACGGUGAAAGUUAUGGAUAAAAACGGAACGGUGGUGGGCACGGAUAGUGCUGCAGGAGCAGGCUUGAAUGGUGUGGUCGUUGUGAAUAAUGUCAAGCUCUGGUGGCCUUACUUGAUGCAUGCGGAGCCCGGGUAUAUGUACACCAUGCAGAUCACUUUGGAAGGGAAAUCCAAUGAAGCCACAGAACCCGUGGGACACGUUCACGACGUGUACCGGAUGAAAGUUGGAGUGAGGACGUUGGAAUGGAAUAAUACAUCGUUCCUGAUCAACGGACAGCCCAUUUAUUUCCGUGGCUUUGGAAAGCAUGAAGAUUCAGAUAUCAGAGGAAAAGGUUUGGAUUACGCUCUGCUAACUAAAGAUUAUAAUCUUCUGAUAUGGGUAGGUGCAAAUGCCUAUCGUACCUCACACUACCCUUAUUCCGAGGAGAGCAUGCAAUUUGCAGAUGAACACGGUAUAAUGAUUAUUGACGAGUGCCCGAGCGUUGAUACAGAAAACUACUCGCAAGUUUUGCUGCAAAAACACAAAUUCAGCAUUGAACAGUUGAUUCAUCGGGAUCGGAAUCAUCCAAGCGUUGUUAUGUGGUCUAUUGCCAACGAACCUCGCACCGCUCUGCAGGCGGCUGAUGCUUACUUUGAAGCUGUGGCUGAAUACACACGUCAGCUUGAUCCUGCGCGACCGGUUACGGCCGCUAUCGCCGUGGGAGUCAACGAAGAUAAGGCGGCAAAGCAUCUCGAUAUCAUUAGUUUCAAUCGCUACAAUGGAUGGUACCAAAACGCGGGGAAACUGAACAUGAUAACGAACCGCGUGGUGGAGGAAGCCCAAGCUUGGAAUGCUAAGCACAACAAACCGGUAUUGAUGUCUGAAUAUGGUGCGGACACUAUGGAAGGGCUACACACGCUUCCCGCCUACAUCUGGUCUGAGGACUACCAAUCUCAGGUUUUUAGCCGACAUUUCCGUGCCUUCGAUCUUCUCCGCCAGCAGAAGUUCUUCAUCGGAGAGUUCGUGUGGAAUUUUGCCGAUUUCAAGACGGCUCAGACGUACACUCGCGUGGGAGGAAACAAAAAGGGUAUUUUCACCCGGAAUCGGCAACCCAAGGCAGCUGCUUAUCUGCUGCGCCAGCGAUAUCAUUCUCUGGCCGAGGAGUUGGACAAAAGCACACUGCCCGAUGAUUUGUUCCUAUACACAGCCGAUAGUGGAAAAAUCGGUGAUGCUAAAGUUGAGCUGUAAGUGUUAAUCGAUUGCAUUUAUUAGAUAAAAAAAUAGCAACGAGUAUUUUGUACAUAACUUUAUUCUUAAAAUAAAAGCGGUCUAAA
Toxorhynchites rutilus septentrionalis is the source of this 2423-nucleotide messenger RNA. Its product is annotated as beta-glucuronidase. Gene Ontology annotation, molecular function: carbohydrate binding; beta-glucuronidase activity. The transcript is spliced from 9 exons. The coding region runs from base 301 to 2337 and encodes 678 amino acids. Gene Ontology annotation, biological process: glucuronoside catabolic process; carbohydrate metabolic process. The record is from RefSeq and is a predicted model, not a curated record. Lineage: Eukaryota; Metazoa; Arthropoda; Insecta; Diptera; Culicidae.